AUGCCGUCCAGAAUCUAUCACUCACUCUAUCCUCCGGUCAAGCUGAUCGACAGCGACCUCUUGACCUACCUUUUUUCGAAUCCGAGAAACACACCAGACGAUAAACCGAUAUUUAUCGAUGCAGUUACAGGAGCUAGUCGCAGCUAUGGAGAGAUUAAACGCAGAACCCGGUCCCUUGCGCAUGGUCUGCGAGAGUUGGGAGUCAAGCCGAAAGAUGUUGUUGCGUUGUUCAGCCCCAACAGUAUUGACUAUGCUAUUCUUUGCUAUGGAAUCAUAGGUUGUGGCGCUACCGUGUCGCCGGUCAGCGCAGCAUACACACCACUAGAACUUGCAGCACAACUCGAGACCAGUGGCACCAGAUUUCUGAUAGCUCAUUCCUCGCUCCAUCCAACAGCCGCACAGGCGGUCAAAAAGUCGAAUCCGGCCAUUCAGAUCAUUCAAGCUGAAGGAGUUCGCGGCAAGAACGGCAACCCGACCGCUGAAGCUCUCGCCUCAGACUGUCCGCCCAGUCCACUCGUCAGCAUUGAGCCGAGUGAAGCUGAGGAUCGGCUAUGCUUCAUGUGCUUCUCUUCGGGAACCACGGGGCGAGCCAAAGGCGUCAUGACAACGCACAAGAAUCUAGUGUCCAAUAUUCAGCAGUGGGACGCCCAGUUGCCCACCGAGACUACGGGGAAACAGACGACAGUGGCAUUUUUACCAUUCAGCCAUAUCUACGGCCUCACGUCCUUCGUUGCUAUGAACACCUUUGUGGGCAACACCGCUGUCGUCCUAAGCCGCUUCGAUCUAGAAUUAUUCUUGUCGAGCAUCCAGAAGUACCGGCCCGAAAUGGUCAACGUGGUCCCGCCAGUUAUGCUGUUGAUGGCCAAACACCCCUUGAUGAAGAAGUACGAUCUGAGCAGCUUGCAAAGAGUCUUCUCCGCUGCAGCCCCAUUGAGUAAUGAGCUUCGGGAGGCUGUAGAAGCACGCUUCAAGGAGUUGUAUGGGACCAACCUAUUGGGGCUGCAGGCUUGGGGCAUGACAGAGACAAGUCCGCUGGGCGCAAUAGUCCCUCCGACCCGACCGGACAAGAGGCACACGGUCGGGUGUAUCACACCGAACAUGGAAUACAGGGUGGUCGACCCAGACACGAUGCAGGAUACAGGGUAUGAAUCAGACGGGUCUGCAGUACCGGGGGAACUGUGGUUACGCGGACCGAAUGUGACCAAGGGGUAUUACCGAAACGAAGAGGCCACGAAAAGUGGGUUUGCAUCCGACGAGGAAGGCAAGCUGUGGUUCCGAACGGGAGACAUAGGCACCAUUGACAAAGACGGAUUCUUGACCAUUGUCGACAGGAUAAAGGAGAUGUUCAAGUACAAGGGCUUGCAAGUCAUUCCGUCAGAGCUGGAGGGCAAGCUCCUGGAACAUCCCGACGUUGAAGAUUCCUGCGUUGUCCCGCAGUGGGUCGAAGAACAAGCGACUCAUGUUCCGGUCGGAUUCGUUGUGAUAAGCCAGAAAGCGAAGGCCAGGGGCCAGAAGAAUGUUGUUGCCGACAUUGACAAAUGGCUGAAUGCAAGAGUCGCCAACCACAAGAAACUGAGAGGUGGCAUCCAUGUCAUCGACGCCGUUCCCAAGUCGCCUUCAGGGAAAAUUCUGCGGCGAGAAUUGGCGGCUAUGCUCAAGGAGUCGAGUGCAAGGAGUGGAUCGAAGCUGUGA
Messenger RNA from Fonsecaea multimorphosa CBS 102226, 1692 nucleotides. RefSeq lists its product as uncharacterized. Lineage: Eukaryota; Fungi; Ascomycota; Eurotiomycetes; Chaetothyriales; Herpotrichiellaceae. Gene Ontology annotation, biological process: secondary metabolic process. The transcript has a single exon. The coding region runs from base 1 to 1692 and encodes 563 amino acids. Gene Ontology annotation, molecular function: CoA-ligase activity. The record is from RefSeq and is a predicted model, not a curated record.